AUUUCCGCCACUGGUUAACGUCAGCCCGUUCUUCAAAACACUUCACUCUACAUAGUUGUAUCUAUCUUGCAAUGAUGGAAGACAUAGUUCGACUUUUCAUGGCGCGCAUACGCCAGCAUGUGGGCUCAUCCUCUGCUUUCCAUUCCACCUAAUGCAUCGUAAAGACCUAACAUAUCUUACCAGCUGACAGUGAACGACCUCGCCAAGCUGGCCCGCGUGUCGCAUGAGUUGAACGAUCUGGCAACACCAUACCUGUACCAUACAGUGAACUUCCAUAGCCCAGGGCGCAUCAAGCCGGAUGACCAGCUGUUAUUACAACUGGAUAUCCUCGGGGAUCUCCGAUUUGACAAGCUCGUAUACACAAAGCGCGUGGUCGUGUCAGGAUCAUGGUACGACACUUAUGCUGCGAUUGACUCUGAGCUAGGCGAGCACCAACUUCUCUCUCCAGCAGCUCGCAUGCUCAGCAACAUCAUUAGCAAUUGUAUUCUAAGGAUGCCCAAUUUAGAGGAGUUCAUGUACUAUCCACCCUUUCACCUAUUCUGUUAAGGGUUGCUCAAUAGUACCCAUGGGUAUUAUCUGGAGGAUGCUGGGCUAAUCUACUUUCCAGCUGGGACAUGCAGGUUUCACUGACACAGGUCUUGCUGACGACCGUAAUGCUGCGACAGAGGCUGCGGUGCUUGCGGAUCCGUAUGGGUACGGACUGCACCCCGAAGCCGUUCUUUCGCCCAACCUUGAACCUCCACACAACAGUCAAGUUGAGGGUAAUGCACCUCACCCAAGUCGAUGACGUCUUAGUUUUACAAUCCUUAGGUGUGGCUCUGAAGAAUGCUACGCAACUCGAGCGCCUUUCAAUAUGGGCUGAUGACCGUUUUGAGCUGAGCAUUAGCAGUCUCGUGGAGGACUGGCACACACCCGCGCCGUUUCGAUUGCGCUCUUUAGACCUCCGUGGGUUCUCCGAUAUAGGAAUCCCAGCGAAAAGCAUGUGGGCAGCAAUUCCACCAACCAAACUGAGAGAACUGACGCUAGAGCUUGGGCCGAGACUCCUGGCGCAAGACUCAACAGAGUUCUGGGACGCGUCUGUUGAGGCUGAAUUGCGUCCGCUUAAGUUGAGGGUUAACUUGGGUGUCAAGGGCAUCCAAGACUUCAUUUCUUCUUUUUCUGGUUUGGAAGCAUUCAAUCUUGUCCCAUCUGACACACUACGACCGAUGGGUCCAAUCUGCGGUCUCGUCGAUGCUCUUAGAAGGCACCAUUCUGCUACUUUGAGGGUUCUGGGUCUGAGUUCGUUUUUGGAUUGGCCGAGUUAUGUGCUAGAUGUACCAGAUAUCAAGUACUUGGUAGGGGCGCUGCCAGAUAUUGAAGAACUCCGCUUGAGUCAGGCGAGCUUGAAUCGAGAAUUCAUGCAGAUCGCACUGCUAUUCCCCCGUUUACGUGUAGUCCAGAUUGAUCUAGUCCACGAAGAUCCGGCUACGGAGUAUAUUUUUUUGGACUUCAUCGUUUCUCUAUUACGCAAGGGCUAUGCCAGGAAUCUUACCUAUAUAGCCUUUGACGACACUACCGUGCGUGAAAUACGCCGAGAUCCGAUACGGCUUUCCGACAAAGCCUCUCGCGUUGGAUAUGUCGGUGGCACGGUCCUUUUGGAUGAAGAAGUCUACGACUGGGUCAGAACAUCUUUCUAAAGUCGCAAAGCUACAAUGACAUCGGUUAUUACGCCGGAUGCUACCCCUGAGGAUGUAAGACAUCCGCGAACUGCUCCUCUCGCUGAUUUUUCAACUGUCAGCUAGUGCCCUAUAGAUAGUAAGCCUUCUAACACGGGUCAUAUACAGGACCUAUGCAGCUUUCUAACCCGAAGCAACCAAUCUAACCCGUAUAUUACUGCGUUCUACUGGAAUUUGCGAGCCAUGUCGGAGUGCCAAGACUCGAAGUAUUAGUAUGGAUUCGGUUCGAGAAAUUUGCGGUCGAUUUGCACUUCGGACUCCGGCAAUAGGCUCCAUGUAUUUACUUAUUUGAUGGUUUG
Molecule: messenger RNA, 2014 nt
Organism: Aspergillus caelatus
Lineage: Eukaryota; Fungi; Ascomycota; Eurotiomycetes; Eurotiales; Aspergillaceae
Exons: 2
Coding region: 615-1676 (353 amino acids)
Source: RefSeq, a predicted model, not a curated record